Molecule: messenger RNA, 732 nt
Organism: Aspergillus bombycis
Lineage: Eukaryota; Fungi; Ascomycota; Eurotiomycetes; Eurotiales; Aspergillaceae
Product: golgi SNAP receptor complex member 2 family protein
Exons: 5
Coding region: 1-732 (243 amino acids)
Biological process (GO): endoplasmic reticulum to Golgi vesicle-mediated transport; vesicle fusion
Cellular component (GO): ER to Golgi transport vesicle membrane; endoplasmic reticulum membrane; Golgi apparatus
Molecular function (GO): SNARE binding; SNAP receptor activity
Source: RefSeq, a predicted model, not a curated record
AUGAACUCUCUUUUCAAUUCGGCAUUGAAGCAGUCUUCUGCUAUCCGUCGCGAUCUGGACACAUUCGCACAGUCUCCUGCCACAUCCUCACCCGCAUUACAAGGCCAGAUCGCAGCUUCACUUGCCUCCCUAUCGCGUACCGUCGAUGACUACUCAGCUCUAUCGAAGAAAGAAUUGAUACCCGAGAAGCAACAGAAGGCGUUUGAGAGAGUAAAUAAUUUCCGGUCGGAGCUUGCAGAUUACCGACAGCAUUUCGAUCGGCUACGCAAAGAACGAGAGGAUGCCCAAUCCGUGACAAACCGUAGUGAAUUGCUUGGUCGACGUCCACAUCACACAGCGACCCCAGAGAACCCAUACGCCCAAUCCUCUCUUCCACAGUCAUCGGCUUUUGCUCCAUCUUCGUCCCGGGGGGGGCUCAGUUUUGGUGCUUCACCCGCAGAUUACAACCGAGAGACUCAUGCGCUUCGCGAGCAAUCUUUCUUGGCCAACACGAGCACACAGCUCGAUGACUUCCUGGACCGGGGACGUGCUGUACUUGCGGAUCUUGGACAGCAGCGAGAGGUGCUGAAGGGGACGCAGCGUCGGCUGUAUAGUGUCGCUAAUACUCUGGGAGUCAGUGGUGAAACUAUCCGAAAAGUGGAGCGACGGGCAAAGCAGGACAAGUGGAUUUUCUGGGGUGGGGUUGUGAUAUUCUUUCUCUUCUGCUGGGCUGUAUUGCACUUUUUGAGAUAG